Molecule: messenger RNA, 678 nt
Organism: Bipolaris maydis ATCC 48331
Lineage: Eukaryota; Fungi; Ascomycota; Dothideomycetes; Pleosporales; Pleosporaceae
Source: RefSeq, a predicted model, not a curated record
AUGGUCACCAGCACCAAGCGCCCUGGCCUGGAAGUUGCUAUUCAUGUUGAGAGCAGACCGUUACAGGAGUACGAUGACGGCGACGAGAAUAUUCCACCAAACACCGUUACAAAAUAUAUCAAGGCUAAAUCAGGGGCUGAAUUUGCCGUGAUAAACACCUUCAAGCCGCCCUUCUCUCCACUCCAUGGCGUCAUGAUAAAUCCUAUUGUCAACGAUAUGGAAGAGGUCAAUGGACUAGGUCCGAACCCCACAGAUGUCAAACAUGCUCUGAGUAGUAAAGGACAUAUUAUACUCUUGCUUCACUUCGUAAAGGAUAUUAGAGAAAUAAGGUCGAAUGAGUACUGGGAAAGAAAUUUCAAACUCACACCACUGGAUGAGAUUCCAAAGAAAGCGCUCAAAGGAAAUGCGCUCUCACACCAAAUAGCGUACAUGCAAGGCUUGAACUCCCCAGAGCGAUCUCAGAGCCGAUCCGGACAGAAGCUCAGAGCGAGUCUAGAGGCUCUUGGAAUUGUGCCCAGAGAUGAGCCCAUGACGGUUCCGCUAGAGGACAGACCAGAAGAAGAGCUUACUCCCGACGAACUGAGAGAGCUAGUUCGCCGCAUGAGACAAGCCACUGCAACUGAAUCACGCACUCACAAGCGUCUGCAAGCUGAUCCACAAGUCAUCACGAUUGAUUAA